CAUGACAACGGUGUGCUUCCGCGUUUGGUUGCUCUUUUUAUUCAGUUUUCCGAACUUAAACUGGCACAUUGGCUUACUUUAUUUUAAAAUUGUAUACAUAUCUAGAAAACUAUAAGAACAUCCUCUUUCUAAAUAUGGAACCAAGUAAUAAUAACAGUGUAAAAGCUAUUUUGUUUGAUUUGGACAACACUCUGAUCGACACGUCUGGAGCUGGUAAAAUAGCAAUUGAAAAGGUUAACCAUUUCCUGAAGUCCAAGUUUGACGAUGAAGACGGCAUCAUAGAUGUUAGUGAAAGGUUCAAAACUAAGCUAUGUCAGGAAUCCUUUGAUCCUUUGAAGAUGAAUAUAGACAAUUUAAGAACAUCUCACUGGGAUGAAGCUAUACAGGAAAUCAAGGGCACUGGGCCCAACAGGACUUUGGCUUCAGAAUGCUAUCACUUAUGGAAAUCAACACGCUUAAAAUGUUUAGCCAUCCCAGACCCAGUAAAGAGUAUGCUAGCAGAGCUUCGGAAAACCUAUAAGCUGCUUUUACUCACCAACGGUGACACACAGACGCAGAGAGAGAAGAUCAGAGCUGUGGGAUGUCAGGAACUGUUUGACGCUGUCAUUGUUGGAGGGGAACAUGCAGAAGAGAAACCUGCUGCUUCUAUAUUCCUGCACUGCUGUGAGAUCCUGGGAGUGAAGCCCGAGUCCUGCGUGAUGGUAGGCGAUUCUGUCGACACUGAUAUUCAAGGUGGUAUCAAUGCGGGUUUUAAAGCAACAGUUUGGAUAAGUAAAACAGCAGUCACAGCAGAGGCAGCCAGACCCCACUAUACGGUGCCCACAGUGCUGGAUGUGACUACGAUUCUGAACAACAUGAAUCAAGAACCACUCUGUUUAUUAUAAAAUGGAGUUUUAUACCUUGGUCUACUGGUGCCCAAUGAUCACACCAGGAUGACUGUUGGUUACUUUUUUUAAACAACAAUUGCGCUACAAAAACACUUGAUUUAAAGCUUUAGAUUGAAAGACUUGUGAAUGUUGUUGAAGGAUUUUUGAGAAAAAAAUGUUUCUCUUUAUUAGUUGAAUCUAACAAAUAAAUAUAGUUGUUCUGAAUUUUGUUGAUUUUGUUUUUAUGCAGGAGACUUGGUUAACUCGCAAACUUCAUUGAAGUGGAAUAGAAAUCCUUGUAUGCUACUUGCUGUUGUCAGCAUCCCAAACUUCUGUGCUC
This is a messenger RNA of Polyodon spathula (Mississippi paddlefish), 1206 nucleotides long. RefSeq names its product N-acetylneuraminic acid phosphatase. The transcript has 2 exons. The coding region runs from base 135 to 884 and encodes 249 amino acids. NCBI's taxonomy places the organism in Eukaryota, Metazoa, Chordata, Actinopteri, Acipenseriformes, Polyodontidae. Gene Ontology annotation, molecular function: hydrolase activity. The record is from RefSeq and is a predicted model, not a curated record.